Messenger RNA from Perca fluviatilis (European perch), 2960 nucleotides. RefSeq names its product lysine acetyltransferase 14 (gene kat14). Gene Ontology annotation, molecular function: acyltransferase activity, transferring groups other than amino-acyl groups. NCBI's taxonomy places the organism in Eukaryota, Metazoa, Chordata, Actinopteri, Perciformes, Percidae. The record is from RefSeq and is a predicted model, not a curated record.
AUGUUUCCAGGAAGAGACUGGCCCUGUACGUCAGCCUCUGAGGGUCUGGAGGAGGGAGAGGUGGAGGGGGAGACUCUGCUGAUCGUGGAGUCGGAGGAUCAGGGCUCGGUGGAUCUGUCACACGACCAGAGUGGAGACUCUCUGACCAGCGACGUCGGCGAGGAGGCCGACGGAGGCUGGGCCUGCGAGGACAUGUCCUUCUACUGCGACCGCUGUCACAAGUGGGUCCCUGCAGCUCAGCUCAGAGGGGAGCAGCCCAGCUACCUGAAAGGUGACAACUUCUUUAAAUUCAUCUGCUCCGACUGCUCCGAGGACGGAAAGGAGAGCUUCGAGAGGAUGAGACUCACCUGGCAGCAGGUGGUGAUGUUGGCCAUGUACAACCUGUCUCUGGAGGGAACGGGCCGACAGGGCUACUUCAGGUGGAAAGAAGACAUCUGUGCUUUCAUUGGCCGACACUGGAACUUCCUGCUGGGAACGAGGAAGAAGACCUCCACGUGGUGGAGCACGGUGGCCGGCUGCCUGUCGGUCGGCAGUCCCACGUUCUUCCGGUCUGGAGCGCAGGAGUUUGGCGAGCCCGGCUGGUGGAAGCUGGUCCAGAACAGACCUCCGACUCUGCGGCUGGAGGUGGACAAAUCCACCACCAAGGCCAAAGCCUCUAAACCGGCCCUGGACCCCAUCAUCACGGUGGAGGGCCUGAGGAAGCGCGGCGCCAGAAACCCCGUGGAGAACGCCAUCCAGCUGAAGGAGAAGCGCAGUCGCACGCAAGAGGCCAAAGACAUCCGGCGGGCGCAGAAGGAGGCGGUGGGAGGCUACGCUGACCGCAGCGCCGCCUCCACGCCGGUCAAACUGGCGGCCGCCCGCGGCGGGGGAGGGGCGGGCGCUGGGCGCCGGCCGGACCUGGUCCUCGAGAAAGGUGAGGUCAUCGACUUCUCUUCUCUCAGCUCGUCGGACCGAACGCCGCUCACCAGCCCCUCGCCCUCGCCGUCUCCGGACUUCUCCGCCCCCGGCACGCCGGCGUCGCAUUCGGCAACGCCGAGCCUGCUGUCGGAGGCCGACCUCAUCCCCGACGCCAUGCCGCCUCAGGCUCUGUUCCACGACGACGAGGAGAUGGAGACGGAGGGAAUGAUCGACCCGGGGAUGGAGUACCUCCCUCCUCCCCGCGCUAACCUCGCCGCCCGCAAGAAGCUGCGCCCGGCGCCGCCGCACAUCAAGCGUGAAGCGGACAGCGACGAGGACGACGGCCGCGGCGGAGAGGACGACUUCGAAGAGCCCGCGGGACACGCCCAAGCCCGUCUCUCUCCGCCAGCGGCCUCUGGCCGCGGGGUCCCUGAGUCGAGAAUACCUCACCGAGAAAGCGGACGCCCGCCCGGCGUCGCCAGACUCCCGCGCCCCCGCGUCAGCCUGUACGGAGAGCCGAUGGCGGGCUGCUGGAUCGCCUACGCGCUGGCCACGCCGCACGCCAAACGCUUCCACAGGAAGCUGCUGGUGCGUCAGGCCAAGAGGCAGCGAGGGCUCCCCCUGCUGGACCUGGACCGGGCCGUGAGCGCCACGCUCAGCCUGGUGGGAGGGAUCUACGGCGCCCAGGGGGCGGGAACGCUGACACGGAAAUACUGCACCAACAGCCAGGAGCUGCGUAUUCUCGAUCGCUUCCAGAGCAACUUCUCGAGCAGAAGAGGCGUCCAGCAGAACUCUGUGUCCUUCUGGCAUCGCCUGAUGGGAGCGGAAGGGAGCUCGGACCAGACCAUCAAGAGUCCUUACACGUCUCGCAUCCUCAAACCCUACAUCAGGAGGGAUUAUGAGAGUCGUCCGGUGAAGAUGAGGUUGUUGGCAGAGAUCAGGGCUCACUCUCACAGGAACGACCCUGACUGGGUCCCUGAACGCAACGCUCCCAUCGACUACUGCUACGUUCGCCCAAACCACAUCCCCUCUGUCAACGCCAUGUGUCACGACAGCUUCUGGCCAGGUGUGGACCUGUCAGAGUGUCUGCAGUACCCAGACUUCAGCGUGGUCGCUCUCUAUAAGAAAGUUGUGAUCGGCUUCGGUUUCAUGGUUCCUGACGUCAAGUACAACGAGGCGUACAUCUCCUUCCUGCUGGUCCAUCCCGAGUGGAGGCAAGCCGGCAUCGGCACCUUCAUGAUCUACCACCUCAUCCAGACGUGCAUGGGGAAGGACGUGACGCUGCACGUGUCGGCCAGUAAUCCCGCCAUGCUGCUUUAUCAGAAGUUUGGUUUCAAAGCGGAGGAAUACAUCCUGGACUUCUACGAUAAAUACUAUCCGGUGGAGAGCACCGAGUGCCGCCACGCCUUCUUCCUCCGCCUGAGACGCUGAGAACAGAAAAAAAAUUAUAUUUUGAGGAAAAAUAGUCUGAUUUGGAAAAUGUAAACCUUGGAUUAUUUUAAGAUUCGGGCUCAGGACUAUAAGGAGGAGGAAAACAAAACAAGUCAGAAAAUGUUUUUGAAAAAAAAACUCGUUCUAGUUGGAGAAUAAAUGUCAGAAUAUUACAAGAAAAAAAGUCUGAAGAUUUCAGACAAAAGUUGAAAUAUUUUGCUGUGGAAUCCAAGUCCCGCCCACACACCCGCAGGGCCAAUCAGGAGUCAGUCCCAGCUGUCAAUAAUGAGGUUUCAGCCUGUUUUUAUAGCAUCAAAUAACUAAUAAAAAGCCAACGGACAUUUUAUGAAGAAAAACGGACAGUUCUGUUAGUACUGAAGAGAUGGUUUCAGUCUGCAGCGCCAUGCCUGGCUCAAAGGCACCCGGGCAGUAUCUGCUGAAGGGGGGGGGGGGUUAUUACAGCGGUGACCCUCAGACAAAACUGACUCAAUCAAACUGUACUUAUGUUAUGAUGAAUAAAUGUGACUGUUUUAUGGUGUUUCUGAAGAAAUGUACAACACAGAAAUUCUGACAAACUGUAAAAUAAUUCAGAAAAUCUGGACUGUGUUCAAAUAAAGUCUGUUUCAUAUACA